This is a messenger RNA of Dryobates pubescens (Downy woodpecker), 1381 nucleotides long. It is a transcript of the gene CCNJ, whose product is annotated as cyclin J. Gene Ontology annotation, biological process: regulation of cyclin-dependent protein serine/threonine kinase activity; mitotic cell cycle phase transition. NCBI's taxonomy places the organism in Eukaryota, Metazoa, Chordata, Aves, Piciformes, Picidae. The record is from RefSeq and is a predicted model, not a curated record. Gene Ontology annotation, cellular component: cytoplasm; nucleus; cyclin-dependent protein kinase holoenzyme complex. Gene Ontology annotation, molecular function: cyclin-dependent protein serine/threonine kinase regulator activity. The coding region runs from base 158 to 1309 and encodes 383 amino acids. The transcript is spliced from 6 exons.
CGCUCGCCCCUUUAACAAUGGGCGAGGCGGGCGGCGCCGUGUGAUGGCGGGGGAGCCUUUGGGACGCCGCGUCGCGCUCAGGUGCCCCGGGCCAGGCCCCGCCGCGGCCAUCAGCCGCGCCGCUGCAUAGGGCCCCGACUGCUGCGCCGCCCCGCCGAUGGAGCUGGAGGCUCAGUGGUGGACAGGACAGCUGGCUGCCGACAUCCACCAAGCGCUUCGCUACAAGGAGCUGAAGCUGCCCUCCUACAAAGGCCAAUCUCCCCAGUUACAUCUGAGAAGAUACUUUGCAGACCUGAUUGCCAUUGUGAGCAACCGGUUCAGGCUCUGUCCUGCUGCACGACAUCUAGCUGUCUAUCUGUUGGACCUCUUUAUGGAUCGUUAUGACAUAUCUAUACAGCAGCUGCAUGUGGUUGCUCUUUCCUGUUUACUUUUAGCAAGUAAAUUUGAAGAAAAGGAAGACAGUGUUCCCAAACUUGAACAGCUGAACAGCUUGGGUUGUAUGACUAACAUGAAUUUGGUACUAACAAAGCAGAAUUUGCUUCAUAUGGAGUUGCUGUUGCUAGAAACAUUUCAGUGGAAUUUGUGCCUCCCGACUGCUGCUCACUUCAUCGACUAUUAUCUUUCUAUUGCCGUCCAUGAGACUGAUCUUCAUGAUGGUUGGCCAAUGGUUUGCUUAGAGAAGACUAAGUUAUAUAUGGCAAAAUACGCUGAUUACUUUCUGGAAGUAUCACUGCAAGAUCACGCAUUUUUAAGUUAUGCCCCUUCUCUAGUUGCUACUGCAUGUGUAGCUUCUUCAAGGAUUAUCUUGCGUCUCUCGCCAACAUGGCCUACGCGGCUGCAUCAUCUCACUGCAUACUCCUGGGAUUUCCUGGUGCCAUGUAUUGAGCGGCUAUUAAUUGCGCAUGAUAAUGAUGUGAAGGAAGCAAACAAACAAAAAGGACAACAAGCUCAGUCUGCCCAACAUGCUGUAUUUCAGACCCCAGCUCCAACUCCACAGCAGGGUAAUGCUCAACAGCACGUACCACAGUAUCUCCAAGCUCAUCAGUCUUCAUUACAGUAUCACCAUCAGACAUCACAGCAGCAAAACUGUCCACAGAUAUUAUCAUCUAAUCAUACAACAUCUUACCCACUUCAGACUUGCCCUGCUGCCUUACAGUCUAGUGCUCAGGCUCGAGGCCAUGUACAGACUGGUACUGCAAUGUCACUAGCUGUUCCACUAGAAGUGAAGCCAUGUAUAAGUGUCUCCUACAACCGGAGUUACCAAGUGAACGGACGAUAUUCCUGUAUUACACCAUGCUUUGAGAGGUGAUAAGUACAAAAUGGUUUUGUGCUUUUUUGUUUGGGGUGAGAAUUUGUCUUGAGGGGAAUUGUUUUGUUGUUG